AUGGUAUUUGCGAUCUUCAUUGUUGAGCAUGACGUCAUGUUGCUUGAGGUCUCCCGCGGAGAUGUGCUGACUCGGUUCCAAACAGAAGACCACCUGAUGAUCCACAGACACAAGCAUGAGAUGACCCUCAAGUUCUCCUCCAUCAAGACUGAUCCCCUCGCAGACCAGACCCCAACGCCGACCCGUUUCCUGCGUAACUGUGAGGAGGUGGGUCUCUUCAAUGAGAUCGAACAGGAGUUCCGCCAGGCACAGGAGGAGCAGAACAACAAACAGGUCGUACACUCAACUUAUGAUGGAAAGACAGAUGUCUAUGGGAUCCAGUAUGAUGAGCGUCCAAGGUCCCCUCCACAACACUUCCUGCUCUUCACCUCAGGUACCGACCAAUCAGAAUACCUUUUCAUGGUACCCACCAAUGAAGUCAUCCCAGCAGACACAUUCCCUGCAUGCAGCCAGGCGGCUGGAGGACGUCGCAGGAGUCUGUGGACCAGACCAGACGAGCGCAGGCAGAAAGUUCCUGGAACGCAACCGAGCUGCGGCCACGCGAUGAGACAGAAGAGGAAGUCUGGGUGUCUGCUCUGGAGAAGAAGGCAGAAGCUGACGCACAACAACAUGCAGCUGCAGAAUGAGGUGACCACUCUGAGGUCAGAGGUUGGCCAGCUGAAGCAGAUCCUGUUGACUCAUAAAGACUGUCUGGUUACCGCCCGCCAGAGAGAAUCACAGGGGUACCUCAGUCCAGGGAGUUCGACAGGAAGUCCGUCCCCCCUGUGUCCCGGGUUGCAGCGGCAGGCCAUCCAAUCCAACAGCAUCUCCACCUCCUCAGCCUCCUCAGAUUAAAAAUGAAAGCAUGGAUGGCUGAAUUUCAUUAGUUCACAAGAGUUGGAUCCAGGGUUGCCCAUGCACACAAACAGGGUUUAAUCCCUGGAUCCAGGGUUGCCCAUGCACACAAACAGGGUUUAAUCCCUGGUUCCAAGGGGUUGAAUCAGCUCUAGAAUCAGCUCACCCUUCCCAUAAUCAUUGGUGGGUGCAUCUCAGUAGUCUAAAAUGGCUCCCUCUCCUGGUCUGCUAGCCUCAAUGGACACAGGUAUGACAGAACUGGACUGACUGGUCUGGUUGCACAUUUACAGUGACUCUCCCGAAACUCCCGAAAUCCCGGUUGGCUCCUGAUUUCUGUAAAACCUGUGAAUUUUGGUGAAGUUACAGAAAUGUUGCAACCCUAGUCUAUGUCUCUCCAACACUGUGAUGAUAGUCACCUGUAAAUUGGAUCAUAUUGUGUCUUUGGGAAUCUCAGUCAAUCUAUGUGUCUCUGUUAGUGUGAAAUCAGAAAUCCAAGUACUGCUCUAUCUAUUCUAGGACUGUUCCAACAUGGGCUGUGUGUGCAAGCAUACCUGUAAUUAUGUCCUUUAGGUUCAAGUGGUGACUGCAUACAGUUUUGUUUAUGGUCCCACAUGGGAGUCAACCCCACAACCCUGGCAUUGCAAGCACCAUGCUGUACCAACUGAGCCACACGGGACUUCAUCGCGUCACCUUUUUCUCAGAAUGUGACAUAGUUAGGUUUUGGUUAGGUCUUGGUUAGGUCUUGGUUAGGUCUUGGUUAGGUUUU
This is a messenger RNA of Salvelinus sp. IW2-2015, 1600 nucleotides long. The record is from RefSeq and is a predicted model, not a curated record. NCBI's taxonomy places the organism in Eukaryota, Metazoa, Chordata, Actinopteri, Salmoniformes, Salmonidae.